CGCACUUUCACGAUGCUGUGUUUUCUUCAACAACGGCCAGUGUAGCAAGACGCAUGUGCUGAAAAUUGCAUCGAGUUUUCAUUGUUAAAACACCGCUGUAUCAAACCGCAACCGGCAUCAAAGGACUGCAUUUUGAAUUGCUUAACUUUGGAGCGCUAACGUAGUUAUGUGUUGCUUUCAUUUUACAACAAAUAAGGUCGUGUUUACAAAACUGUUGCUCUGAUUAUGCAAAACAAAUUCGGCACAGUUCGAAUAAUUCCAUUCGCAAAGAAAAUGAACCAUGCUCUCGUGUACACUCCACUUUAGAACACGGAAGUGACACUAGAGAUGUCAACGGUGAUAAACGUCACAACCAGAUGUAAACAAAACAAUCAACCGGCGUCGCGCGAUAAAAGGCACGCUCAUUUUUACUGGCUAUUUAGUGUAAUUUUUUCGUAUAUAAUUUGUGUGGAUCAAUAAAACAUCCAUCGAAGAACCGUUGCAUAAUGGCACAGACAGCCGUAGCGAAUCAAUCGACAUUGCUUCCUCUUGAGCUGGUGGAUAAAUGUAUCGGCUCGCGGAUACACAUUAUCAUGAAAAACGAUAAGGAGAUCGUUGGAACCUUGCUCGGAUUCGAUGACUUUGUCAACAUGCUGCUCGAGGACGUGACGGAGUACGAGAACACACCGGAAGGACGGCGGAUAACUAAGCUGGACCAGAUCUUGCUGAACGGUAACAACAUCACGAUGCUCGUACCCGGUUCCAGCGGUGACCUUCCAGAUGCAUCCUAAGCCAGUUAAAACUGUGCUGUGCGCGGAUGGAUUUUGUGAGAUGGGUGUGAAUUAAUAUAAUUACUAAAGAAAAAAAUAAGCGAACUAAAUGGAAAUGUAAAA
Messenger RNA from Anopheles moucheti, 872 nucleotides. RefSeq names its product U6 snRNA-associated Sm-like protein LSm5. Gene Ontology annotation, biological process: mRNA splicing, via spliceosome. Gene Ontology annotation, cellular component: U6 snRNP; U4/U6 x U5 tri-snRNP complex; Lsm1-7-Pat1 complex. The transcript is spliced from 3 exons. The coding region runs from base 486 to 770 and encodes 94 amino acids. Lineage: Eukaryota; Metazoa; Arthropoda; Insecta; Diptera; Culicidae. Gene Ontology annotation, molecular function: RNA binding. The record is from RefSeq and is a predicted model, not a curated record.